AUGAAUCACGAUUACCCUGACCCAUCAAAUUUGAGACAUGUACAACAACAAAAUCAUGAACGACGUCGUUUAUACCUACAACAGAGGAGGCAACGCUCAACUUCAGCACCAAAUGCUCAAACUGAACAACCACAAAGAGAAUUCGAACAUUUAUGCCUUCAAAACUUAAGCACUGAACAACGCUCAGCAAGAUUGGAGCAACGUCGUCUUGCUCAGCGCAGGCGAAGAUUGUUUAUUCGCGAACAAAGUGCGAGCUCUAAUGUGCAACAAAGAGAAAUUCAAAGGGAAAGUUGGCGUAAUUAUGCCAGACAAAGGAGGGCUGCUUUGACUACUGAACGGCGCGAACAACAACUAGCAAGGCGACGAACAAAUUAUCGACAAAGAAGGCAAAUAUCUGAAAAUCUCGAACAAACUUCUCAUCCAGAUCAAACUCAAAUCAAAGAGCAACCACGUAAUAGGCCCCAAUACAACCUUCCUAUUUCUCCUGAAGUUGCUACCGUUUUAGUAGGUGGUGAAGAAGCUGGAAAUUUAAAACCAAGAGAUAUCAUUGUCCAAUCAACCAGUGGUCACCUCCUAAAUAUUUCUGAUAUUGUCGGAUACUAUGAUCCAUUACAAUAUCCUCUGUUGUUACCCUAUGGUUCAUAUGGAUGGGAUGCAAAUACCAAAAUUCAUAUUCGCCCUGGUGAUCAAUCUCUUUUUCUUCGAGGAGGUCGCCUCUUACAGCAGUGUGUCAUAGAUAAUUACGUGAAGAUUGAGUCCAACAAAUUAAGAUGGAUACGUACUCAUCAAAAUCACAUUCGAGCAGAUUUUUAUCAAGGUCUUCUAGAUGCAGUACAUGCUGGUGAAAAUUAUGGAGAGUCUGAUAUUUUCCUUAUAAUGACCUAUAAUCCAAAUUGGCCUGAAAUUAAAGUUGAGUUACUACCUGGACAGUCACCACAUGAUCGUCCUGAUUUGCUAACAAGAAUAUUUCAUUCGAAAUUUGAUGAGAUUAAGACCGACAUUCUUACAAAACAUGUACUCGGGAAGGUUCUAGCAUAUGCAUAUGUUAUUGAGUACCAAAAAAGAGGCUUACCACAUGCCCACAUGGUCAUUAUUUUGGAUGAAAAUGAUGAGUUAUGCACUCCUGACGAUUAUGAUAACAUUGUCAGAGCUGAAAUUCCAGACAAGAGAUCAGAGCCUAGAUUAUACAGUGUAGUUCUCAAAUACAUGAUACAUGGCCCAUGUGGAAUAAGAGAAAGGGAGUCAGUUCCUUUAGAUAGUAACCCAAGCGUCUUGGCGGAUAAUAGUUGGGUCAUUUCGUACAACCCAUGGUUGCUCUUGAAAUAUGAUUGUCAUAUCAAUCUUGAAAUUUGCAAUAGUGUUACAAGUGUGAAGUAUUUAUACAAAUUUAAAUAUGUUUAUAAAGGGCCUGAUCGUGUUGCAUUAGAAGUUCGUCAAGGUCCUAAUUAUGAUAAAGUACAACAGUUCAUAGAUGGAAGAUGGGUUUAUGCUCCAAAAGCAUUGUGGAAAAUAUUCAAAUUCCUAAUGACCAAAAUGACUCCUACGGUAGAACGCCUCCAAAUACACUUACCAAAUAUGCAGCAAGUAAGAUUUUAUACGUUCCAAGACAUCACCAACGUUUUAGACGAUAAGUAUUAUUCCAGAACAAUGCUUACCCAAUUCUUUCAAUUAAAUGUUGAUGAUGAAACUGCAAAUCGGUACUUAUAUCGAGAGAUCCCGCAACAUUAUAGAUGGUGUAAUAGUGCAAAGAUUUGGCAGUUGAGAUUGAACCAUCAAAGAGUAAUUGGUAGAAUUUACACAGUUUCACCAUCAGAAGGGGAGAGAUUUUACCUGAGAAUUUUACUCAAUCAUAUCCGAGGACCAAAAUCAUUUGAUCAUUUGUUAAUGGUUAAUGGAAUUACGUACCCAACUUUUAAACAAGCAGCUGAACAUCAUGGUUUGUUAGAGCAUGAUGAUAGCAUACGACAAUGUUUGUUAGAAGCUGUAACCAUGCACAUGCCAUCAACUUUAAGGAGAUUGUUCGUUACAAUUUUGGUUUACUGUGUGCCAACAGGGGUGCGAAGUUUGUGGGAUGAAAUUUAUCCUUACUUGAUUGAAGAUUACAUAUCUUCAAACAAUAUGAAUAAUAUGUAUAUCCUUAACAAAACCCUGCAAGAUAUAAACUGUCUUCUGCUACAGCAUAAUAAGAACAUAUCAAAAUACGAUUUGCCUGAGAUGACAAUGAAUUUGGAUGAUAAUCAACAGUUCCAAAGGUCAUACAAGAUGAGCUUUCCAUUGUAA
Camellia sinensis is the source of this 2280-nucleotide messenger RNA. The record is from RefSeq and is a predicted model, not a curated record. NCBI's taxonomy places the organism in Eukaryota, Viridiplantae, Streptophyta, Magnoliopsida, Ericales, Theaceae.